CUGCUCUUGCCUUUCUUCGCUGGACGUGUGCAAGGCCGGAUGGUCCUGCCCCACUACCUCUGCUCGAGCGUCCAAAACGCCUUCCGCGCAAGGCACGCCCGCGUCGCCGUCGACCACACCCGUCAGAACCUCGGCAUCCUCUCCAUCCUCCUCCGCUCUGGCUUCAUCACCUCCAUCACUCGCGGCACAAUUUCUGAGCCCUCACCUGAAGCCUUCCGCGAGGUGGGCGAUGCUCAGCGGCGGAUUUGGGUCGAGCUCAAGUACCGCGAUGACGCGCCAGUCCUCACGAACAUGGAGCUCGUCAGCAAGCCCAGUAAGGGCAUCUCCCUGGAUGCGUCGGAGGUACGAAGGAUAUGUUCAGGACGGAGGGCACAGAACGUCAAGCCGCUGAGGAUGGGCGAGGUGGCUGUCAUUCGGACGAGAAACCCAGAGUACGAAUGGGUCGAGGCGAGGGAGGCCAUGCAGCUGCAGCUUGGCGGAGAGAUCGUUUGCAGGGCACGAUAAACCGAAUGGAUGGGUACACAUACUUGUAAAUUAUUGCUCUGCGGUCGCGCUAAUUUGGUAUCCUUGCACACUCCCGCCUCUGAGCCUGAAUUUGAGAUAGCCGUGCUGCUAUUAUG
This is a messenger RNA of Rhodofomes roseus, 620 nucleotides long. Its product is annotated as ribosomal protein S8. Lineage: Eukaryota; Fungi; Basidiomycota; Agaricomycetes; Polyporales; Fomitopsidaceae. The coding region runs from base 40 to 504 and encodes 154 amino acids. Gene Ontology annotation, biological process: translation. The record is from RefSeq and is a predicted model, not a curated record. Gene Ontology annotation, molecular function: structural constituent of ribosome. The transcript has 3 exons. Gene Ontology annotation, cellular component: ribosome.